AUGGGAAAACGCAUCGUGAUCACUGGAGGCUCCGGCAAAGCCGGACAGCACAUUAUCAGAUAUCUCCUCCAACAAGACCAUGAUAUCCUGAACCUCGACCUCGUUCCUCUUCCCGCCGAGCUGGAGGAGCGUGUCCACACCUUGCGUGUCGACCUGACAAACACGGGACAGGUAUACAGCGCACUGGGCUCUCAUUUCCACUUGUCAGAGCCAUUCCGCGAGCCACUGGAGCUAGUCCCCGAUGCAGUCAUUCACAUGGCCGGGUAUUCCCGCAACAUGAUCGUCCCAGACGACGAAACCUUCCGCGGCAACACCUCGGCAACGUACAACAUAAUCGAAGGCGCCUCGCGCCUCGGCAUAAAAAAGAUCAUCAUCGCCAGCUCUGUCACCGUCUACGGCGUGAGUUUCGCAGAGGGAGAUGUAGAUUAUCCCUCCUUCCCAGUCGAAGAAACCGUGGACGCAAACCCUAUGGACACAUACGCCAUCUCGAAGGUGUGCGGCGAGCGCAUUGCUCGUGGGUUCGCGCGUCGGUAUGGAAGCGAUAUCUAUAUCCUGCGCAUUGGACGUAUUGUCGCCCCGGAGGAAUACAAACAGUCCAUGUUCCGAUCAUAUGUUGAGAAUCCCGAGAAAUGGGCACCGCACGGCUGGGCGUACAUUGAUGCUCGUGAUCUCGGGCAGAUGUGUGAUCUCGCGAUUCAGAAGGAUGGUCUUGGAUUUCAGAUCUUUAAUGCGGUCAAUGAUGAAAUUACGAAUUACGAGAACACCGCCGAGUUCCUGGCGCGGGUUUGUCCCCAUGUCCCGGUUACACGCGAGUUGGGGGUCAGAGAGGCUCCCAUCAGUAAUCGGAAAAUUAAGGAACUGCUUGGGUUUCAGGAAGAGCAUCAUUGGAUGAAGUAUUAUGAAUGA
Penicillium hordei is the source of this 906-nucleotide messenger RNA. Its product is annotated as NAD-dependent epimerase/dehydratase family protein. The record is from RefSeq and is a predicted model, not a curated record. The transcript has a single exon. NCBI's taxonomy places the organism in Eukaryota, Fungi, Ascomycota, Eurotiomycetes, Eurotiales, Aspergillaceae. Bases 1 to 906 code for a protein of 301 amino acids.